AUGCCAGGGCCAGAGGGAUCCACGGUGGGGCUGGAGGGAUCCACGCGAAGGCCGGAGGGAUCCACACUGGGGCUGGAUGGAUCCAUCCUGCCAUCCGCACCGGGGCUCUGGGCUGUGAGCUACGAGGACGCCGUCUCGGCAGCCGUGGAGCUGCUCAACACAAGGCCUGUCAGUCCCUAUGUCCUGCGGCUGCGGGACACCCAGCCCUGGCCUGGCUGGGCCGUGGACCUGCAGCACCAGCAGGAGCUGAGCUUCACCGUGGAGGAGACCUCGUGCCGUGCACCGCUGGCGGUGACCACCUGCCAGGGCCGCUGGCCCAGGGCAGUGGCUUGGUGCCGGGGCAGUGUCUUCCUGGAGCUGCGGCAGCCCACGGCGGAGCUCUCCUGCGAGCGGGUGCCCCGCACGUUCGGCCGCCUCCAGACAUCGAGGCUCGCGGGGUUUUUUGCCAGGAUCAAGGAGCGUUUCAGGGGUUUCUUCCAGUGCAGCAGGAUCUGGAUCCGCGACAAGCUCAACCUCAAGCAGCCCCAAGCCUGA
Molecule: messenger RNA, 534 nt
Organism: Falco peregrinus (peregrine falcon)
Lineage: Eukaryota; Metazoa; Chordata; Aves; Falconiformes; Falconidae
Product: cathelicidin-B1-like
Exons: 4
Coding region: 1-534 (177 amino acids)
Biological process (GO): defense response to Gram-negative bacterium; innate immune response; antimicrobial humoral immune response mediated by antimicrobial peptide
Cellular component (GO): extracellular region
Molecular function (GO): lipopolysaccharide binding
Source: RefSeq, a predicted model, not a curated record